ACUGACUGUGCUUGCUCCAUCCAUUUCAUGACAGCCGAAACGGCAUUGGCGGAUCAGUUUCCUCAGCCGCCAAACCAUGCCCAAGCUCUAUGUUCUCGAUGUCAACUCCCACUGAAGGGCCAGCUCGUUCGUGCCCUUCAGGGCGUGUUUCACCUUGAUUGCUUUACAUGCCUUGAUUGCGGUAAGGUAGUGGCAUCCAAGUUUUUUCCAACCACUGUCGAAUCCGGAAAGAUAUUACCUUUAUGCGAACGAGAUUACUUUCGACGCUUGAAUCUGGUGUGUGAAAACUGCGGAGAGGCUUUGCGUGGCGCUUACAUCAGUGCAUUGGACAAGAAGUACCAUGUGGAACACUUUACAUGCUCAAUGUGUAGUAUUGUUUUCAGUCCUGAAGAUUCUUAUUACGAGCAUGAAGGGAAGGUGUAUUGUCAUUAUCAUUAUUCUGUAAAUUAUGCAGUCAAAUGUUCUGGCUGCAAAGUCGCUAUUCUCAAACAAUUUGUCGAAAUCAACCGCAAUAGCGUGGACGAAUUUUGGCAUCCAGAGUGCUACAUGAUCAACAAGUACUGGAACGUUAAGAUUUCGCAACCGUUUUUGGAUGACGACGAUAAUAGGAUAUCACAAGAACCCAAUCCUCAAGACACAAACGAUCUAUUGGACAUUCAGCAAACUACAGAGCAGAAAGUGUAUCAAAUUUGGACUGUGCUUUCAGCAUUCGAAGAAUCAUCGGCGGCAUGUAUCUCAGAUAUGCUAAUGCAUGUUUCGAAUGGUGCCUAUAUGGAUAGUGCCAAACUUUCAGAAAGGUUUAUAGUGCAAGUUGGCAUUUUGUUCGACUGUAUUGAUUCGAUUGAAGCGCGAUAUAUUGAAUUUGGAGAUGAAACACUCCGCUACAAACGCGAAGCUAAAAUGCUUUGCAAAAAGAUUGUAAAUUUCUUUUCUCUCUUAUCACAUUCCCAAGACAUGGCGAGACAACCGCAGACGGGUGUUGGUGAAGAGCUACUUUCGUCCGUCACCGGCUUAGCGCAUUAUCUCAAAGUUUUAAUACGUGUAACUUUGACCAGCGCCUUGCGACUGGAGAAUCAAUGGAAUUGUAAGACCGCGACAUCUGACUUUUUGGAACAGCUCAUGCGCUUGUCCAGUCAGGACGCAAAACAUAUGAUGAACAUUCCGGAUUCAGAGUUGACGUCUGAUCUUUGCCAAACUUGUAAAAUCACUUUGGAAGAGCCUUGCAUCCGGUAUGCACGGUUUCGAUGGCAUCUGCGAUGUUUCCACUGCCGGCAGUGCAAGCGCUCAUUAAAGGAUGACUAUAAUGCGGCGUUAUUUCACCCACCGUCAGUUUCUGUGGUCUGUUUUCAGUGCGCCAAUCAUGGGGCUGAAAAGUUGAUCCAAGGCUUUGAAUAUGUCACUCGAUUACAACAAUAUUCAUUCCUACUGAGUGUAGCUCUUGGCCGCUUGUAUAGUCUGUUGAAAUUACCAGAAGCUCCCUCACCUUCACCAAGCUCAAGAAAAGAUAAGACAGACGGUAAAAAAUCCAAGCUUCGAAAUCCUUUACGUGGCGAUGCUAGAGUACAGUCCUAUACCGGAGAUGAAAAGCUCUUUAAACCCGCCAAGCUGACGGAUAUUAAACGCAUGAAGUCUACGCAUAUGGAUCGCAAAUUGUCACAAUCCCACAAAGCAACGCGAAAAUCGGUUAUUGUUGAAAGUCGAAAUCUAUUCGCACCGACUGCCCCAUUACCCAUUCCAAAGAUACCGAGUGGCACGAGUUCAACUACUUCAUUGAAGGAACUGCCACCCCUUCCAGUCUCUAAUGACGAACAGGAAGAGAUACCAGAAACGCAAACUCUAGCGGAUAUGCACAGUUUGGGGAAUGAAGCCGCUAUCACUUUGGACGAUAUACCCCAUAUUGCUGCUCGUACAGGAGACUACCAACGUGGUAUCUUUUUCUCAGACUUGUCGGCUCUCCAACAUCUUAUUGUGAGACAUAUUGCGGUGGUGAAGAUUGAGCCACACGUCAAGGAUGUUUUCACCAUGGAGGAGCUGUUGGACAUGAUUGAAUCCAAAAAGGCUUCGUUAUGGGACAAGUUCAUGACAUCGUUCAAGCAAGGAAACAAGAAUCGAGUCAAGGAGAUGGGGACAUUUGGUGUACCUUUUGAAGCUUUGGUGGAGCGAAACGGAGCGGAUUCCAUCAUUGGUGCUGGUCCUUCCCCAGUACGGAUACCUACGUUUAUAGAGGAUUCCAUUCUUGCCAUGCGGCAAAUGGACAUGUCAGUGGAAGGUGUCUUUCGUAAGAAUGGUAAUAUCCGCAGACUGAAGGAAUUGAGUGAAAUCAUCGAUCGAGAUCCAAGUGAAGCUAUGCUGGCAGAUGAAAACCCCAUUCAGGUGGCCGCGCUGCUUAAAAAGUUCUUGCGCGAAAUGCCUGAACCGCUUCUCACAUUUAAAUUACACCGCCUCAUCAUCUUUUCACAAAAGCUAGAGUCGGAAGCGGAAAGAAGGCGCGUCUUGCACUUGGCGCUAUGCAUGAUGCCAAAGGUGAACCGAGAUACCGUAGAGGUUCUAUUGCACUUUCUAAGAUGGACAGCAACGUUUGCCCAUGUGGAUGGCAAGAUGGGAAGUAUGAUGGACCUCACCAAUCUUGCAACAGUUAUCGCGCCUAAUGUUCUGUACUCUAAAAGUAAAGAUCCAGCCAAGGACGAGUCAUUUAUGGCUAUCAGCGCGUUUGAGAUGAUGCUAAAAUACGAAGACAGUUUUUGUUUUGUUCCCGACGACAUUGCUCAACUUCUACAUGACCCAAUGUUAUUGGAGGAUACGGCUAACAUGACGAGCAAAGAUUUCAUGCCCAAAUUAGAGGCUAUUAUGAAGGGAAGAAAGCAGCAGGAGACGAACGAAUUCGCAGCAGACGCAAAUAGCAACCAGCACGACCCAUACCAUCGGCCUCCUCCCGAAUACCCUCUCUACCCACGACAGCAUCGUUACGAACCUGAACAACCUGCAGGUCAGCUGGGUCUCUUAAGCCCCCUGCCAUAUCGAUCUCAUUCUUUGAGUCGUCAGCGUGAUGCUGUACCUCACAGUCAAUCUCCUUCCUCUUUACGAACUCAGGUUAAUUUACCAAGCCUUGUCAACGACAAUCGACUCUCACAUCCUAGCCCAAGCGCUACCACGCCGGGCGGCCUACGAUCAUGAUUGGGUUUUCCUUUAUUUAUAUACAAAAAAUGCUAAUUCUCCCCUGCAUCAUAAUUUCCUUUACCCUUUGCCUAACUUUAUCAUCCUUUUUGUACAUUUGUCAAUGUUUUUUGGUUUGCUUGUUUUGAUUGCUUUACGUCUCAUCUGAAAUGAUGCAUUAUU
Molecule: messenger RNA, 3336 nt
Organism: Umbelopsis ramanniana AG
Lineage: Eukaryota; Fungi; Mucoromycota; Umbelopsidomycetes; Umbelopsidales; Umbelopsidaceae
Exons: 10
Coding region: 28-3174 (1048 amino acids)
Biological process (GO): actin cytoskeleton organization; signal transduction
Cellular component (GO): cytoplasm
Source: RefSeq, a predicted model, not a curated record